This is a messenger RNA of Lactuca sativa (garden lettuce), 735 nucleotides long. Its product is annotated as protein GLUTAMINE DUMPER 2. Gene Ontology annotation, biological process: regulation of amino acid export. Lineage: Eukaryota; Viridiplantae; Streptophyta; Magnoliopsida; Asterales; Asteraceae. The record is from RefSeq and is a predicted model, not a curated record.
AAUGAGAACAAAAUCCACUCGUCUCUCAAAAAGAACUACUUUAAAUCAAUCAUCCAUCACUAGGAUUUGUUAUUCUCUCUCUCUCUCACUCUCAACUUACCAACUACAACCAAAAGAAGAAGAAGAAUGAUGUCGAUGGAAUCAACUUCUUCUCUUGCUCCGUCGUCAGUCAUGUCUGAUCAACGAUCACCCUGGCAUUCACCGGUUCCAUACCUCUUCGGAGGCCUUGCUGCCAUGCUGGGUCUCAUUGCUUUUGCUCUCCUGAUUUUGGCAUGCUCAUACUGGAAGCUCUCCGGCUACCUCCAAAACAACCCCGACGCCGAGAGGGACAUUGAAUCUGGAGAUGGCGACAGCAAACCUGAUAAUGGCAACGACAAGCCAGCGCUCGUUUUUGAAGAGAAGUAUCUUGUAAUUAUGGCUGGACAAGCCACUCCGACGUUUUUAGCCACACCCAUUUCCAGCACAUCCUCGUCGUUUGGUAGUUGCAGUUGCCUGAGCAAUUCAACUGGGUUGACGGAGAAAUUAUCAACGUCGGAGGUGGUGAUUGAUAAAGAAGAGACCAGUUACCGGUUAGAAGUGAGGAUCAUGGAGAACGAAGAGGCUGCUGAUCAACUCCGUUGACUCUUGUUUACGAUUUGGUUUGGUGGGUUACAUGGUAAUUAGAUGGAUACUUCCCGAAAUGUACAUAAAAUCUUUGAAUUAUGAAUUCAAGGUUCCGUUCUUUUAUUCGUUAAA